This is a messenger RNA of Osmerus eperlanus (European smelt), 7115 nucleotides long. RefSeq lists its product as uncharacterized. Bases 213 to 5615 code for a protein of 1800 amino acids. Lineage: Eukaryota; Metazoa; Chordata; Actinopteri; Osmeriformes; Osmeridae. The transcript has 23 exons. The record is from RefSeq and is a predicted model, not a curated record.
UGAAUGGAUCUGCUCAGCCGUGUGAUGCUCUUCGGAAUGGAUACAACAUGGCGGAAAGAUGUGAUCGGCUGUCCCACGUCUCGUUUCUUAACCGCACCAAACUAGAGACAUGUUCUGGGGCUAGAUUUUGUUUGGCAACGCGAGGGGAUUGUUUCCAAAUUGCUUGUUGUAUUUCGACGGAAAAAGGGGAGCUCGACAGCUGAGAUCCCAGGAUGAGCCGCAACGCAACAGAAUUCCAAGGGUCCUCCCCCUCCUUACAGUUGCCUGGUGAUCAUGUGUUGAACUCGGGAGCAGUGGUGUACCCUGGUGCCUUUGACCAACAUGGAUGUCCUUUAGUUAUAUUCCCAGUGGAUGCUCAUGGCAAAUUAACAUCAGAAAUAACCAAAGAAGAAGUAGUUGACUUCAUAAACUACUUUCUUUGUUUGCACAAUAAAAAACAGGAGAAGGAAAGCUUGAUUGCGCUCGUGGCUGAUUUAAGACAAGCCUCUCCGACCACUACAAGGUUUAUCGCUGAUACACUGCGUCUACUUGAGCUGCACAGUAGGACGGUUCAGACUGUCUACAUAGUUCAACCAAAAAAGAAGGAUGUCCUCAAACUGUUGCUGAAACUGCUGAUGCCAUCCAAAGGUCAUGUGGCUCCAUUCAAGAGAGUUCUGCUAAAGGAAGUCUUCGAACUUUCCAACUACAUCGACAGAAGCCAGUUGACUGCAUCUUUAGGAGGCUACCUUGUUUACUGUCACCAAAGUUGGGUUACGUUCAUUAAGGAGAUUGAUGCUUUUGUCCAGGGGUUCCUUCUGGUGGUGCAAAGACUCCCUUCCUGUAUCUCUACCCUGCAGAGCCUCUGCAGACAGCUUGUGCCCUCUACAUACGAUGAGCUGACAGAUUUCUGUUCCACCAACGAGGCAACGUUUGAGCGUCUGAGAAGGGAGCUAGGCCUGGAUGAGUUGCUGAGGCGUUGUGAGUGUGUCGUGGAGAAACUGCGCUACCCUGAAAAUGAUCCCUGCUAUCAAGCCAUGGCUGGGACCGCACUCUUCACACACACCGCCUUUGACAUGCUACAGAACUACAGCCGGAUAACCGCCGCUGUGGAGAAAAUCGAGUUGCUGUGGCAACAGGCUUUUUCUAAGGCUCACGUUCAGCUGCGGGUCUUACAACUCUGCCAACAGGCCCAGCAGAUAACCCAACAAAUGAAAAGCCUUCAGGAGGAGAAACUCCAGCCUUACAGAAUAGAGAUAGCCAAAGACUCCAGAAAAGCAGAGAUGUUGACGUCAGCGUUUGAAACCUCCAUCUAUACCCCUGCAAUGGCGCUGGUACGCUGUGCAGAGGAUGUGAUUCAUACGUUAGUCGAGUCAUUGCCACAUGGGGACGCCCAGGGUAGUGAGCAGUGGGUGCAGGACCUGGACAGGCUGAAGGAAAACUUGCUCUCCUCUGUAGAGCUCCCCCAUCAAACCCUAAGAGCGGUCUCAGACUUCUACCAUUACUACAACAAAUCCAGCAGCUGGUACAACAUUGUCCUCCGUGAGAACUUUCUCCAAGACCUUCUGUGGGGUGUGAGCACUGAUAGUCUUCAGGCACUGCACCAUCCUCAGGGUGUAAACGCUGGUGUCCCCUCAUGGAGGCAGUCGGUCGGCCAAUUCCUGGCGAAGAAUCCCUCCCCAGAUAUGGCUGAGCUGGUUCAGCUGGCGCACCUUGCCAACGUCAUCCCAGAUGAUUCCCUUCAGAGAGUUGGGAAGCAGCUGUCACAACGGUGCAUGACCCUUAGAACACUUCUAACCGCUCCAGGAACUGUACCUAUAAAUGACCUACAGUUGGCACUGCAGUGGCAGUAUGAGUUAAGGACAAUUGAAACACCACAUGGAUUCCACACCGACCCGGCCUUAGACAGGAUGCCUGAGGACCUUAAGAACAGGCAGGGUGGUGCAUCUGGCCUCCCUGGGAAACCUAAUCCUAAAUUGGACCAACAAGCCAAGGAGGCUGUGCACAGCCAUGGCUCGUUCUCCAACCUCACCAAGUGGGCACCAGGAAAGAUGCCAGCCCACCAGCCACCUCUGGGUGGUGUAGCUCAGGCUAGCACGGUCCCUGGGGUGGUGUCUGCUACCGGGAAGCCUCCGUCCCUCAGCUCGUUUGACUCUGGCUUCGACGGUGCAGGAAGCAGUCAUCUGGAAGGUGGGGGAGGGAGGGAAGGAUGGGAUGGGCUGUCCAGGUUAACCAGCACCAGAGACUCCUUCAGGCCCGUCAGCAGGCAGCCGCAGAUCCACGAGGAGAACAUCUCCAGUGUUUCUGACUCUGAGGAUCGGAGGGAGGAGUUCGACUUCGGGUCUGUGGGGAACACCUCCAGGGCUAGCAUCCAGAUCAUCCCCAAGGUGACAGUGGACUCCCUGAACUUUGAGAUCAAGGUGAAGCGAUCUGCCACACUCCCCCAGAACCCCUGGUUGAGCCUCCCUACCGAGGACCUGGAGAAAUCCUACACCGUCACCAUCACGCAGAACCCACCAGCACAGCAGAACCCACCAGCACAGCAGAACCCACCAGCACAGCAGAGAGACCCCAAAAGUCCGGACUCCCUGGAGCGGUCGCAUCACUCCGACCAAUCCAGCAGGUCUCGAGACCAGCCCACGCAGACCGAGAUGCCAGAGGGUCGGGCUGAGCCUGAUGUGAAGGCGCAGGAGAGCUUCGACGACCAGGGACUGAGCCCCAUAAGGAAGCUCCUCUCCAGUACAAUCACAGAUGCCAGAGAGAGAUCCCACUGCUCUACUGAGGGUGUCCCCACUCUCCUCUGGGAUUCCUAUGAUUUCCACAACCAGGACACCUGUGAAAGCUCUGUGAGAGAAGUCUCCCUGAGAGACUGGGAUCUGAAGGAGCAGGAUGGUCUGAGGGAGGUUGAGGAGAUCCUGGUCCGGGCAGCUGGGAUACUGGAGGAGGAAGAAAAUGUGCUGGCACAGGAGGAGAUGUUGACUGUUCUCAUGAAGACCGAAACCCCAAGCAAACAGUGGCUGUUAUGGAACAGGGCAGACCAGCUUAGUGUGAUGUCCUCUUGUGACUUGGUUGAGGCAGGUGUCCUUGGCCUUGAAGAUGGGCUCACUGUCGAAGGCACAGAGAGUUUGUCAGAAAGUGCAUCAUUCGAGGUCACACGUGGACCCGUGGACUCCGAUGACUGCCUGACCGAGGCUGGGGGCGUGGCCUCUGGCUGCAGGGAGGAGCUUCUGAAAGAGCUGAGGGAACUACACGUCCUGGACGAGCUCAUCAUGGAGGAGAACGUCAAGAUCCACAAGCUGAGACGGCACGAGGAGGAACGCCUCGACAAGAAGCCCGCGGUGUCCAUGGGCCCUCGAAGGACAAGUAAGGAGAGGCAGAUGUUCCAGUUGGAACUACAGAGGGAGAAGAAGGAGGUGGAAAGACUGGAGAUGAGCCUUGAUAACGGGACCACGAGGUGUAAACUCAGAAAGCAGCUAAGCAGAACCAGGAAAGUUGUGAAAUGCUCCGUGAUGGAGAGGACUUCCAAACUUGAAUACCUGGAGGACAGUGCCCUCUGUGAAGAGCUGAUCUCAGGCAGAAAGAGGCCCUGCAACACACAGCUCUUGACCAAAAUGCCUCCAAACGCCAAUGCAUCCAACACUGACGCAGUCUCGUUUUCAGAGUCCGUCACUAAACAGCCUGUAUUACAAGACUCUGUUUCACCCCUAGAUUCUCCUGGCAUCUACACCAACUUAAGUAUUUAUGAUUCCCUUGGCCAUGUUGCGGUUUCUAGUUUGCAACAACUUGUCCUAGCCUCACGACAGACCACCCCUGAUUCUAGGGAGGAAGUUGGAAUCCAGCCUCAUUCCAGAUUCAGGGAAACUGUGGAAAGUCACAAACCAGAGGAUUCGUCAAAACCUGAACCAAAACCAGAUUAUGGUGCUUUUGAUCCAGGUGGCAGCUCUGAUAACCCACCUGUGCCUAAACCAAGGAGGACACAGCCUCCUGUCCAUGAUGCCUCAACAGAACCAGUUCACCUGAUGGAUCAGGGACCUGGACCACCAGGAACCCAAAUGCUGGACACUCCCCCAAUGCCUAAAGAGCGAAAAACUAAGCCUCCAGCCCCAUGCGACGUGCACAUUCUCAAUGCUGAUGUGAACGAGCACACCAAUAAUAACAAUAACAACAAGCCCAUCAGAGAUCAACAGUUGUUAAAAUGCGCCGCCCCUCACAAGCCCAGUUCACAUGUCCCCCAAGACGAUCCCGUAACAUCCGCACUCACCCAGGUUUCUUCUCAAGGCUUGCAGAUACAGACCGACUUGCAUGUUUCCCAAUACUCUGAAAUUGAAGGUGUAGAAUUCCGUUUAAAAGUAAGUGAACCACCUCCGGAAGUGUUCCCUGACCCAUGUGAACCAGUAGGAGUUGAAGUACCUUGUGCAGAUAUCCCUGAUGGCUUUCAGAGGUGUGGGACUGGCACAGGAUCCUUCUCAAGAUCCCUCCAACAGCCAUCUAUCCAUAUUGGCACCAGAGAGAUGAUGAAUUAUAAGACUCCUAUCGUGUUGGAUACAGGUUCUGGUUUGAUGAAAGCUGGCUUUGCUGAUCAGGACCUUCCAUCUACAAUUUUCCCAACAAUUAUUGGGCUGCCCAAGUAUGAGGAAAUAAUGAAUGGCAACUUUGAACGGGAGACCUACAUUGGACAUGAGGCUCAACACAUGAGAGGAGUUCUGACACUGAAGUACCCCAUGAAAAAUGGAAUAAUUAGCAACUGGGAUGACAUGGAAAAGAUUUGGCACCACAUGUUCCAGCGGCUUGGAGUGGAGCCUGAUGAGCACCCUGUUCUUCUGACGGAGGCGGCGAUGAACCCUCGGGAUAACCGUCAGCGGAUGGUGGAGCUUAUGUUUGAGAGUUUCAAUGUUCCUCUCACCUACGUGGCCAUGCAGGCGGUGCUAGCGCUCUAUGCUGCAGGGAGAUCAACAGGUGUGGUGUUUGACUCUGGGGAUGGAGUGAGUCAUAGUGUGCCUGUGUUUGAGGGGUACUGCCUUCCCCAUGCUAUCCAGCGCUUCACCAUGGCAGGAUAUGAUGUCACAAUGCAUCUCAAAAAGCUCCUCCAGGAACAAGGGGUGUGCAUGCGCACCUCUGCAGAGCUCGAGAUAGCGCGGGAGAUGAAGGAGAAGUGCUGCUGUGUGGCUCAAGACUAUGAAUCUGAGCUCGCGUGCGGGGGGUCUGCUAGCAGAGAGAUGCAUUACACCAUGCCUGAUGGCCAGGUCAUCAGUCUCAGCACUGAGAGGGUUAGGGCACCGGAGAUCCUGUUCAAGCCAGAGCUAAUUGGACGUGACCAUUAUGGGAUGCAUGAAAGCAUUUUCAAAUCCAUCCUUAGCUCUGACCUUGACCUACGGCGAAGUUUCCUGGGAAACAUUGUUCUAGCAGGUGGAAAUACCUUGCUUGCUGGCUUGCCAGAGAGACUCCAGAAAGAAAUCAGAGUCAUGGUGCCUUCAGACUUGGGGGAGUGUGUGCGUGUGACCAGCCCUAAGGACAGAGAUUUUUCUGUGUGGAGCGGAGGUGCGGUACUGGCCAAUUUGCCCUCUUUUGCUUCUGCCUGGAUCAGCCAAGAGGAGUAUGAGGAAUUUGGCCCCCAGAUUGUCUUCAGGAAGUGCUUCUGACUGACUUGUAUCCAGUGUUUGACUCACGAAGUGUGGACUACUUCUCACAAAGUGCAAUAUUUAUGUCUCUGUGCCACAUUUGGGAUCGAAGCCUUUUAAUAUUUUUGUUCGUACAUGUCUUGUUUGUGCACAACAAAUCCUGGAGAAUUUCUUAAGUAUUUAUAUUUGCCAUUAUCUAGCUAGUGUUAAAAGCUUACCUGCGAUGAGGCUUUUCCUUAGUGCAGUUCUCAGUGAGCUUUAGGUUAGUUUGACGAUAAUACUGAAAUACAUUUUGUAUUCCCGUUUGUGCCACCGACAUCAAUUUUGUGGAAUGGGCACUUUUGCAGCACCUUUUUGGAAGUAGAACGGCUUUAAAUUUGUUUUAUUCUUGAUCAGUACAAAAUAAGUAAUUUCCAUCUAUUUUCCUCAUUCUAUAGUAACCAUUUUAGUUCUGUGGAACUGAUGGAAACCCUAACUGUGUAUAUAGUGCUGCAAAUGGAAUAUAUUUGUCCGUCCAAUGUACAAUUUAUAUAUAAAUAUGUCCCAGUUAGUCGGCUUACAUUUAAUCAUUCUAAUAUGUAAUUAGUGUCCUUGUCUUUUAAGUGUUAACUUGGUGUAAGGUGUCAUUGUUUAUACCAAGACUUGAUCAGAUCAAACCAGUGUGUUCCUAGUAUCCCUCUUGAUACGAUGAAUAAGUCCUUUUAGGACUGUGUACCUUUUGUGUUAAUCCUUGACCUAAAUAUCAGUGCUAGUAAGGGUUUGUUAUACCAGUCAGAAACCACCAGGGCCUGGUAAAUGAGGCUGGGUGUAUUUAUAAAUGUUAAGACCUAAUGCAGUUGUGGAAUGUUUACUGUACAUUUCAUAAUGAGUUUUCAAAGUAAGACUGUAAAUCAGUGCACAUGCUGGUUCAUGUUUUGAUUUCCUUUCUCAUGUAUGGCUUUGAGUUUUGUGCUGCAUGCUUUAUGUAGUAUUUUUUGAUUGUGUUGUACAUGCAUUAUUUUCCUUAAGUUGUGAUAUUUGACAAGUUACUGUAGUGUUGUGUAUUGCUUCAUUGAACAUGUUUUGUACCUCAGGCCAUACACCUUUUUAAUGACUGCUGUCAUUUUGUAGUUGCAUAAUACCAGCCACUCUAUCCUAGGUACCUUGAGCAUUUUGUUACUGCAGCAUUUGGAUAAUCCCUAUCUCUUUAUAACCCUGCCCUGUAGUGUGAUGCUUGUUUACAGUAUUUGUUUAAUGCACUGUUUUGCAUGCUGUGUGUUUAGAAGUUUGAACUUUUCUUUUUCUUUGCUACUCUAAAGACAUGGGGGUUGGAAUGUCAGCUGAAUCUCAGGUUUCAAAAUUCUGCAUGCAAUCCCUGAGGGAAGUUAAAAUGGCCUUGUGUAAGGGCCCAAACUAGCAAAUGUGCGUUGUUGGCCUUUUGAUGUUUUUGUAGUGAAGGAUUUGAACCAAAAAAAUGCUGUACUGAAGUCUUGACACCUAACCAAGUUAUGUCUAUUUUUUUAUAAUAAAUAUUUUAUCCGA